UAGUUAUUCAGACAGCAGGAGAAUUAAAGUGUACGCGUACAGUCCCCGCAGUCACAAGCCAUCUGCUUAUCUUCGGGAUUGCUACGAUUCGCUGUCGUUCCGGAGUGCCUCGUCCCUGCCGUCGGAAGUCUAUUCGUCCUCGUGCUUUUCUAACUCCGUAACGUAACUCUAUUCCCGCUCUCCCCCGCUCUUUGACCAUCACACCGCCUGAUUGUGUCCGACAACGUUUUUCUGCUCCAAGUUACCAUUGAUCGACGGCCCUGCAUCUGUGUACCUUUAUACCUAGAAUCCACUGCCUCUGUAACAUAUUGUACUACCUAUACCUAUCCGUCCUAGUGUCUCAGGUCUAUCCAAACCAUCUCGAUAUACAGACGAUACUGUGAUAAUAUCAACACCACGCUUGGGCCUCACAUAUACAGCCAUGAUCAACGCUGUUCUGGUCUUUAACAACUCCGGUCAACCCCGGUUGACCAAAUUCUAUUCCCAGCUCGACACGAGCGUACAACAACGCCUCAUCUCCGAAAUCUUCACGCUCGUCUCUCACCGCCCUGACUCGGCUUGUAAUUUUCUUCCCCUGCCUCCCCUGCUCGCGAGUUCUUCAAAACCCACCACGCCGUCCGAACCGCACAACGACACCCCCUCGCUCAUCACCUACCGGCACUACGCCACGCUGUACUUCAUCAUCAUCUCGACGUCGACCGAGUCUCCGCUGGCUUUACUCGACCUGAUCCAAGUCUUUGUCGAGGCGCUGGACCGACUCUUCGAAAACGUGUGCGAGUUGGAUCUCAUCUUCAAUUUCGAAACGCUGCACGCCGUGCUCGCCGAGAUGAUUGUCGGCGGCGUGGUCGUCGAGACAGCGCUCGAUAAGGUCGUCGAGGGCGUCAAGAGCCAAGGCCGCGUCGCGAAACGGCCGGUCAAUGAGUCGAGAUCCGGAGGCGGGCUCGGCCUGGGCAGUUUUGGACGCGCGGGGGAUCUGGUCUGGGCGGGACGAUAACUUGUAGCUGUUACACUCGGUGUGCCGUUCAGUUGAUCAGUCUCUGUCGUAUUCCACUGCAUUUCAUGGGCGUCAAGUGGAGUUUACUGUCUUUUCCUCCGUCUUCUUUUGCGGUAUAUACCUCAUGUCUUGCAUGGUUUGAUAUUUUUUACAAAUCACUUCCCAAUUUCCACUUAACAUCUGUCCGAGAAUUUGAACUGUAUAUGGCGUGUCUGCGGCAGUCGCAGAUGCAUAUAUCAGCUAGAACAUUGUAGGCUGAAGGAUAAAGAGGUCAUCAAUGAAUAAGUUUAUUCUAAUAAAUACCAUGACGAAAGAAUCUAUCAUCUUUUUUGGACAAAACACACGAGGG
Messenger RNA from Xylona heveae TC161, 1343 nucleotides. Its product is annotated as clathrin adaptor complex small chain. Gene Ontology annotation, cellular component: intracellular membrane-bounded organelle. Lineage: Eukaryota; Fungi; Ascomycota; Xylonomycetes; Xylonales; Xylonaceae. Bases 422 to 994 code for a protein of 190 amino acids. The record is from RefSeq and is a predicted model, not a curated record. The transcript is spliced from 3 exons. Gene Ontology annotation, biological process: protein transport; vesicle-mediated transport.